AUGCAAAAAGAUUUAUCAUCAAUUCCAUGGCCGAAUACACUUCGUGAUAGUAACGAUAUUCCAUCAACAACAUCCGAAUUCAAUUUGCCUUCAACAUUAAGUAGUGAACCGAUGGAUAUUGAUGUUGAACCUCGUCAAUCAAUUAUUCGAUCAACUGAACCUGAUCGUGUACAAGCACGAUAUAAUAAUUCUUCAAAUCAAAAUUAUUCUACUCAUAAAGUAUGA
Molecule: messenger RNA, 225 nt
Organism: Rotaria sordida
Lineage: Eukaryota; Metazoa; Rotifera; Eurotatoria; Philodinida; Philodinidae
Source: the annotation of a GenBank genome assembly